AUGAUACGCCUCGAGUUCGAGCCUCAUGAGCUCAACCUCAUCAAACAGGGCCUGUGCCAAACAGGCUUCGCCUAUCUCGACCCUGACAACAUCAUUGACCAGGAACACUGGAUUCUUUUCAAGUCCCUCGAACUUCAUCCUGACGAGCGUCCGUUUCGAACCCGCAAGCUCAUCGUCGCCGUGCGAAUCACUGCCAUCAUUCGAGCAGCCGUUACCAUCGCCUGUCAAAACGGCAUGGGCCCCACAGCUGUCACGAAGCUUGGUUUCUGGAAGCUUGUCAGAGCUCAGCUGCAGGAUGACAAAACCUUCAACUCUGCAAGCAACGAGGAACUUCUGGCCUGGAAGCACAUGGUCGAAGUCUAUCAUGCGGCAUGGAUAAGAAACGCGGAGCAAGAUCCCACGAGCAUUAGGUCUCACGUUGCUACUCCCCACAGCAACUCCCCCAACAGCUAUACCCUUUAG
This is a messenger RNA of Colletotrichum karsti, 462 nucleotides long. RefSeq lists its product as uncharacterized. The transcript has a single exon. Bases 1 to 462 code for a protein of 153 amino acids. NCBI's taxonomy places the organism in Eukaryota, Fungi, Ascomycota, Sordariomycetes, Glomerellales, Glomerellaceae. The record is from RefSeq and is a predicted model, not a curated record.